AAAUGCAUCCACAAGUGAUACAGUAACCUUGGCUAUCUGUGAAGUGCGAAGGAAAUUCUUUGAUGAACUAUUGAAAGAUGACGGGUGGCUUAUCGAUGAUCAUAUCGACUCGGCCUUAUACCACAUUAGGGAAAGGGCAGUGACAUAUCCACAUAUAUUUCAGCAAGAUUGUGCUAUAUUGGAUUGUUAUUUUUGGCAACUUAUGAAAAAAGCCUACCUAAAAAUGGGUGCACGUAAAAAGAAAAAUGGUAACUAUGUAUUUGACCAAGAGCUCGUCGAUUAUGUUGAAGGGGCUUCACCGGUGCUCGGUAAACACUGGAGUAACUGUAAAUUUUUGUAUGUUCCUUACUGUGUACCGGGUUCUCAUUGGUUUGCACUGAAGAUUGAUUUGACGGAGCGAACUAUUUACAUUUACGAUAGUUUGCCAAAACACAUCCGCGCUGCUCAGCUGGCCGAAUGCAUGAAACCUAUUCAAGUGGUAAUUCCCUUGUUGAUAAAGGAACACAUAGCGCGUGAAGAAAAAUUCAGCACCAGCAUGUUUCGUUAUCAGAGGGUUGUAGUUCCUGAACAAACAAACGGGUCUGAUUGUGGGCUUUUCACAGUGAAAUUCAUUGAGUUUUUACAAGCUCAAUUGAAUAUGAAUUUGAUUCGUCCGGAAUAUAUGUCUAUUUGGAGGAACAAAUUAGCUGCAGAGAUAUUUGCAUGGCACUUUGAUCCGUAG
Messenger RNA from Olea europaea var. sylvestris, 721 nucleotides. RefSeq names its product sentrin-specific protease 1-like. Gene Ontology annotation, biological process: protein desumoylation. The record is from RefSeq and is a predicted model, not a curated record. Gene Ontology annotation, cellular component: nucleus. Lineage: Eukaryota; Viridiplantae; Streptophyta; Magnoliopsida; Lamiales; Oleaceae. Gene Ontology annotation, molecular function: deSUMOylase activity. The coding region runs from base 203 to 721 and encodes 172 amino acids. The transcript has 4 exons.